Messenger RNA from Exophiala spinifera, 1863 nucleotides. RefSeq lists its product as uncharacterized. Lineage: Eukaryota; Fungi; Ascomycota; Eurotiomycetes; Chaetothyriales; Herpotrichiellaceae. The transcript is spliced from 12 exons. Bases 1 to 1863 code for a protein of 620 amino acids. Gene Ontology annotation, molecular function: N,N-dimethylaniline monooxygenase activity; NADP binding; flavin adenine dinucleotide binding. The record is from RefSeq and is a predicted model, not a curated record.
AUGGCGCCUGAUAUCAACCAGCUGGCCAAUUGGUCAACCGACGGAUAUCCAAACAAUGGAGUACCUCGGGGUGACUACGAGAUCCCAGACAUUGUUCUUGAUGGGCCAUACACCCGCAAAGUUCGUGUUCUUUCAAUUGGUGCAGGUGUAACUGGAAUCAUGAAUGCCUACCAUAUCCAGAAACAUCUCGAGAAUGUCGAGCAUGUAAUCUAUGAGAAGAAUGAAGACAUUGGAGGAACUUGGUUGGAAAACAGGUAUCCCGGAUGUGCUUGUGACAUUCCGUCCCACGCAUAUACGUUUCCGUUCGCCUUGAAUCCCGAAUGGCCCCGGUUCUUUUCGUAUUCUCCCGACAUUUGGAAGUAUCUGGACAAAGUCUGCGAGGUUUUUGGACUGCGGAAGUACAUGACCUUCAAGACCGAGGUGGUCGGAUGUUACUGGCAACAGGAGACUGGAGAGUGGCUCGUCAAGCUGAAGCAGACGAAUGCCGACGGCACAACCAGGCUGUUUGAAGACAGGUGCAACGUACUACUUCACGGCACGGGAAUCUUGAACAACUUCAAGUGGCCCAAUAUAGAGGGCAUGGAGAAAUUCAAGGGCCGCAUCAUUCAUACCGCCCGGUGGCCAAAGGACUAUCAGGCUGAUGAAUGGAAGAAGGACAGAGUCGCCAUCAUUGGAUCCGGAGCCUCAAGUAUCCAAACGGUGCCAACCAUGCAACCUCACGCUAAACAUCUCGAUAUCUUUGUCAGGACGGGUGUCUGGUUUGUCCAAAUCGCCAACAACUUUGGCGCCAAUCACGAAUAUACGAGCGAGCAAAGGACUGACUUCCGUGACCCAUACAAGCUCGUUGAGCAUGCGAAGUCAAUCGAGGACCAAGUCAAUGGGUUGUGGGGAAUGUUCUAUAAAAAUUCCCAAGCCCAGGCACAAGGACAGGCUGCGAUGAAGGCACGAAUGGCCGAUUUCAUCAAGGACAAGAGAUUGCUUGAGGGAUUCACUCCCAAGUUCGGCAUUGGCUGCCGCAGAGUUACUCCUGGCGACCCUUAUAUGGAGGCGAUUCAGAAAGAAAACGUUGAUGUGCACUUCACCCCAGUGACCAAGAUCGACGAGACCGGCGUCAUUGGGGAAGAUGGCAUCCAUCGUGAAGUCGAUACAAUUGUAUGCGCCACGGGCUUCGACGUGUCUUACCGUCCUCGCUUCCCUAUCGUGGGACAAAAUGGCAUCGACCUUGCCGACAAGUGGAAGGUCUGUCCGGAAGGAUAUCUCGGCCUUGGUAUUCCUGGAUUCCCCAAUUUCCUCACCUUCAUCGGGCCAAACUGGCCUGUUGAGAACGGAAGCGUCAUGGGUCCGUUGCUGUAUGUGUCGUAUUACGCACUUGAGAUGAUCAAGAAGAUUCAGACCCAGUACAUAUGCAGUCUGUCUCCGAAGCAGGAUGUGACGGACGCAUUCAACGAUCAUUGCCAAGAGUGGAUGAAGCAUACCGUCUGGGUAGAGGAAUGUCGAUCCUGGUACAAGAACAACGAGACUGGUCGGGUCAACGCCGUAUGGCCUGGCAGCUCACUGCAUUAUAUCGAGCUAAUCCAAACCCCACGAUGGGAGGAUUACGAUAUUGAAUACCUCGGACCAGGAAAGAAAAACAUGUGGGCAUUCUUGGGCAUGGGCACCGUGAAGGCGCUCGUCAACAAGGAGGACCCUUCGCCGUAUCUUAACGUCGAGGCUAUUGACCCGGCCUGGAUGAAGGCUAUGGGCAUAGAUGCGGGCAAACUCGCCGAGACCAAGAUUGGUGAGUUAAAGACCAAACACGAAGAGCUGGGGGAGAAGAGCAAGAAACUUGUCGAGAGGACCGCAAUCUCAGCCAAUGGCGCAUAG